Messenger RNA from Hippocampus zosterae (dwarf seahorse), 3160 nucleotides. RefSeq names its product olfactory receptor 2K2-like. The transcript has a single exon. The record is from RefSeq and is a predicted model, not a curated record. Gene Ontology annotation, cellular component: membrane. Gene Ontology annotation, biological process: G protein-coupled receptor signaling pathway. Gene Ontology annotation, molecular function: G protein-coupled receptor activity; olfactory receptor activity. Lineage: Eukaryota; Metazoa; Chordata; Actinopteri; Syngnathiformes; Syngnathidae. The coding region runs from base 1504 to 2448 and encodes 314 amino acids.
GCGUUGAUGUUUCCCAGGCCUUCUGAAAGUUGCUCAAGAUUGGUUUUGUCGGUUACCGUGUCGAAGAGGCAGGCCCUGUAGGGCCUUCCCUGACUGUGUCCAGGCCGGUCCAAAAAUUAGGAAUCCCAUGUCCUCAAAUGGUGAAUCUGAUCGGUUCAUUCUGUUCUUCAUUCCACAGGAAGAGGCUUCUGGACUUCUGCAACUUCAAUUUCAACCUUGCGCAAGGUGAUGAGCUUCUCCCUCCAAGUUUGGAUGGCGCAGUUCGUAGGAAGUAAGCCGGGCAAGCCUUUGAUCCACUCAACUGUUGAGUUGCCCCAAUCGGGAUCAAUUUAAUUUGUUGCCGGCCAGUGCAAAUCUUUGGCGGCAUAAAAUGAUAACAUUCGCCAGUUUGAGGUAUGCGACAUUCUGGUCUUCUCCCUUCUGGAAAGCUGGAUCUGCUCCCAAAUCAUUGUGGCAUGCUCCACACAGCCUGGGAAACCUGCGCUUCCAGCUUUCUUGCAGCUGGUGUUGAUAUGUCUGUUUUCCAUCAGGAAAAAAAAAAUUAACACAUUUAAAGAGGGGAGCAAAAAAAUAAACAAUUGAGUUAAUGUGGUUGCUCAAGUGCGCACACUUGCCUCAUCAAUGGUGAUGUGGUUGUGUGCAGAAGGAACCCGUCAUAUUCUGACGCAUGUUUUAUGGGGGUCGUCACACAACAGCCAACAUUUAAAAUGCAUCUGAUUCAUCCUAAGAAAAGGUCAGAUGUUCAAGUCGUUUUUUUUCCCCCAGACAUUUUCAGUCAAAUUUGACUGCACAGAUCUGAGGUGACCUUUUGAAGGAGCUCACUGAACGAAUGUAUCAGUCAGGAGAAGCAUACAAAAGGAUUUCCAAAAUGCCCCCCCCCCCCAAAUUGACAGUUAAAGGUCACUUUAAAUGGUGGGAAACGUUUUGAAAUGAUUUGCUGUGUUGUACAGUAACCUGGACUUUGAGCAGGGGUGUGUAGAUUUGGAUAUUUACAGGAACAAUACUUGCAUCAAUAAAAGAAGAAAAUCAGGGAAGUUUUUCGAAAAUGCGACUUGUCAAAGACUUGUUGAGCCAGUCAUGUGACCUGCCUCACUCAACCUCACGUAUAAAUUGAGCUAAAGACAUUCUCCCGUUGACUGGGAGGAGCAAUUCAGGAGCCACCAAGAGUUCAACUUGACACUUGCAAGGUGCGCCAUCACACCCACACAGCACACAUAACGUCUAUUUACUGCAGUAUGUGAUUGACAAUGUUUUUUUUUUUUUCUUUCAGAGCAUCCAGGACAUUCAACCAGCAGUAGUGAAUGUGAUGAAAUAAAUGCGAUGUGGAACAUGCGCCUGCCCUCUUAAGCCAUUUUCAUGACACGUUUUUUGCAUUUCUCAGGUGACCGUCAUUCAUCUUCCUCGCGCCUGAAUGUCUGUUUAUGCGUUUGCAUUGAUUGACAAAUAUUUGUGCGAGUCCAACUAGCAUCGACGCUGCGCUAGUUUGCCUCAUCGGAGCAAGAAAUGGAGAACUCGAGUAAGAUUGAGUAUUUCGUGCUGGCUGCCUACAGUGACAUGGGACAGUUGAAGUAUUUGUAUUUCUUCAUAUUGCUGCUGUGGUACUGUUCGAUCUGCGCCGCCAACACUCUGCUCAUUGCGGUCAUAUUUGCGGACAGGAGGCUUCGCGAGCCGAUGUACAUGUUACUGUGCAACUUACUGGUGAACGAGAUCAGCGGCAGCACGUCCCUGUAUCCUCUCAUGCUCUCACAGAUGUUCUCAGAGGCACAUCAAGUGCCCCUUUCCUGGUGCUUUCUACAGAUGAGUUGUAUGUAUACUUCCGUCUCUGUGGAGUUUUUCAGUUUGGCAGUCAUGGCCUAUGAUCGCUACGUCUCCAUCUGCAAGCCCUUACACUACAGCAGCAUCAUGAGCGCGGGGACGGUGGGCGUCGUCGUGCCACUGAUCUGGAUAUUUGCGUGCGCCAAUUGCCUGCUCACCGUCGUCUUUGUCGUCAAUUUGAAAUUGUGCGGAAACGUGAUUGACAAAGUGUUUUGUGACCAUCAAUUAGUCGCUAAACUUGCGUGUUCUGUUUCCAAGGUCAAUAGCAUCAUGGACAUGUUUAGCUUCCUGAUCGGUGUCUUCCCGGUCGGGCUGAUCGCGGUGUCCUACGUCAAGAUCCUGCUCGUUUGUUUUGAUACCUCCAAAGAGAAUAAGCAGAAAGCGAUCACUACCUGCACGCCUCAGAUUGUUUCUGUGUCCAACUUGUUAGUCGGCUGCGCUUUUGUCUUUUUUGACAGCUGGAACGAUGCGGGUCAUUUCUCAGACGAGGUCCGUAUUUUUUUUUCAACGUAUCUGAUCGUUUGCCAGCCAAUCAUCACCCCCUUCAUGUAUGGCUUCAAACUUCCCAAGAUAAGAGAAGCCUGCAAGCGAAUGUGGAAGAAAAAGGUCUUUUUCUUGCGAGAAUCUCACUAACCAUUUCAUGCGCCAAUGGUGAUAACCUGUAACCUGAUCGGGUGAUAAGGUGCCCGCUGUUGUUAAACGCUGUCCUCGGAAUGGGGUUAAAAUAGCUCUCUUGAAAAUUAACGACAUGUGAUGGAAAUGUCAGCUUUUAAUAUGUUUCGACAACUACUCCUCCACCGGGCCAAGUAUUACUGCUAAAGCCUGGUGAUAGGAAAAGAAAGGAAUUCAGAGGAUGGAGGGGUUGUGCAGGUUUUACCUCAGAGGUUGCGUGGAGUUUCACCAUCUCUCUCCGCCACCUUUCAUAUCCCAAAGAAUAGCAGAUGUAGUUGCAACAAAUUUCAACUCAAUCCAGAUACUACAAGCAAAGACAAAACAUUUUGAAGAACAUGAUGUUGAAGACAUUGUAAGAAGAGAGCAAAUAUUUCUCAAAUGAAUUGAUGUGCAACUGAGUGUGAAAGGUUUUUUUUUUUCUUUGUGGACAAAAUAUUGAAAGAUCAAGGGGUGGAAAAGCUGUCAAAUGUGGUGGAUAAUUUACUGAAGUGAAAUGUGCAAAUAGCAAUGGAAAAGAAAGAAAAACAUUGAUGUGAGAGGCACGUAGUGUAAAGCAGGUUCUAAAACGAACCUCGGUUUCAAUAGCUUUGGAAUUAUUAUAAUUAUUCUUUCAUUCCUUUUGGCUUUGUUUUUUUUAAUUGGUUCAGAAAUUGUGUUUGUUAGUUUUUAUUUC